This is a messenger RNA of Capra hircus (goat), 1469 nucleotides long. RefSeq names its product collectin-46 (gene CGN). NCBI's taxonomy places the organism in Eukaryota, Metazoa, Chordata, Mammalia, Artiodactyla, Bovidae. The transcript has 9 exons. The coding region runs from base 179 to 1285 and encodes 368 amino acids. The record is from RefSeq and is a predicted model, not a curated record.
AAACUGGGGCUGAGGGUCAAGUUACAAGGCAGAUAUAAAAAGCCAGUGCUUACCCAGGAACUCUUAACUUGCCUGGACAUUCUGGACCCUUACAGGAAGCAAUUAUCGCACUGCAGACUCAGGCCUAGCCUGUCCAGAGCAGCAAGUGAGAGGAAACAAGCCAGCAUUGUAAGAGGACAUGCUUCUCCUCCCUCUCUCCGUGCUGCUCCUGCUCACACAGCCCUGGAGAUCCCUGGGAGCAGAAAUGAUGGUCCAUUCCCAGAAAACACUGGCCAACGGCUGUACCCUGGUUGUGUGUAGCCCUCCGGAGAAUGGCUUGCCUGGUCGUGAUGGAAAAGAUGGGAGAGAAGGCCCCCGGGGAGAGAAGGGAGAUCCAGGUUCACCAGGACCUGCAGGACGAGCAGGGAGGCCUGGACCAGCUGGUCCCACUGGGCCGAAAGGAGACAGUGGCUCUGCUGGAGAACCUGGACCAAAGGGAGACACUGGACCACCUGGGCCUCCAGGUAUACGUGGUCCAGCUGGAAGAGAGGGCCCCUCAGGGAGGCAGGGGAGCAUGGGACCUCCAGGCACACCGGGCCCCAAAGGAGAACCUGGGCCCAAAGGAGGAGUGGGUGCCCCAGGCAUGCAGGGCUCCCCAGGUCUCAAAGGAGAGAGAGGUGCACCCGGGGAGAUUGGAGCCCCUGGACGUGCUGGGGCAGCAGGGCCUGCUGGAGCCAUAGGUCCACAGGGGCCUUCAGGUGCCAGGGGCCCCCCAGGACUGAAGGGGGACAGAGGUACUCCUGGAGAAAGAGGAGAAAAGGGUGAGAGUGGGCUUGCAGAGGUCAAUGCUCUCAGGCAGCGGGUGACAAUCUUAGAGGGACAUCUGCGACGCUUCCAGAAUGCUUUCUCUCAGUAUAAGAAAGCGGUGCUCUUCCCUGAUGGCCAGGCUGUCAGGGAGAAGAUUUUCAAGACGGCAGGUGUGGUCAAAUCAUAUUCAGAUGCCCAGCAGCUCUGCACAGAGGCUAAGGGACAGCUGGCCUCCCCACGCUCUGCAGCCGAGAAUGAGGCCGUGACACAGCUGGCCAGAGCCCACAAAGAGAAUGCUUACCUGAGCAUGAAUGACAUCUCCACGGAGGGGAGGUUCACCUACCCCAGUGGGGAAAUACUGGUCUAUUCCAACUGGGCCAGUGGGGAGCCCAACAACAGCAAUGAUGGACAACCAGAGCACUGUGUGGAAAUCUAUCCUGAGGGCAAGUGGAAUGACAUACCCUGCAGUGAGCAACGCCUCGUGAUCUGCGAGUUUUGAGCUCCUCCCCCCUCCCCCCGCCCCAGGGAAGGGGGCAAUGCCCAGAGCUGUGAGCUGCCAACAUCCCAAUAAAAAGGUGACUGUCUGCUGCUCACGGCUUCCCCACUGAGCCACGGGAUAAGGCCACAAGGCAGGCCUCCUAUGUAACUCCUCCCUCAGAAUAAAGGUUGAAACUGGCUUCACA